UAAACCGUGGUAGAUUCAGAGGCAGACAUUGGAUUGGCAUGGCUGUGUGCAGCUCAGCACUGCGAUCUACGUGCAUGAAGCUCCUGCCUGGACAUUUGGAUUCUCUCUGCACAGCAACACAGCCUUGAUAUCGUGCUGGACAGUGUAACAUUGAGCUGUGCUGUCUUUUCACAGCAUGUUGCUGGACAUUGGGAGCUCAGAGAGGGAAUAAUAAGGGGGGAUAACCUUACCACACACUUGAGCGAUGUUCUGUGGGCUUCUCUCUCUCUCGUUUCAGACCGUCAGGCUUUUCUACACAGAGACCUGGGACUAAUGGAGGGAUGCAACGAUGUUACUCCUUGCUUGUCAUGCUUGAAUCACAGCUCCAUAUAUCCUUUUGUGUCAGAGACCUUAUUGCCUUUGUCUGUCACUGCCGCCAGAUCAACUGUGGGGUAGCGUGGCGGACAGAGCCCCCUCCUCAACCCCCUUCUCCCUUGUCUGUGCCCCCGGCUUCUCAUCAGUCCCAGCUUGCUCGUGUCUAUUUACCUCUCUUAAGCUACCCUCCCCUCUCUGUUAAGCUCUGUCUUUCUUGCUCUCCCGCUCCCUACUCCUUACUAUCUCCCUCUCUUUGCCUCUUCAAAGCAGGCGGUCUGCUAUUCAAUCCAAGCAGCUUGCUACAUGAUCUCCUGGAAAAGUGUUUUUGCCGCUGCUCUGCCGCCUCCCAAUUCCUGAGCCCUUCCAGAUUUCCAUCUCCACAACAGCAGGAUGUUCCUUCACGAGGAUUGAUCCCCGUCCGCCCCCUUUCACUCUCCCCUUCCCCUCCCUUGUCCUGAUCUCCUGCCCUCUGACCCUCACCCUGUUCUCUGCCCCCACCCAUCCUCUCCUAUUUGUCCAUACCCUGAGACUCUUUCCCCCCUAACUCAUUUCACCCCCAUGACCAUGUUGCCAUGUGUCUGCUUGCUCCAACUUAUCCUCAUCUUGCUAUCCUCUGUCUUAUGGACCCGGGGGGAAAACUGCCCAGCAACCUGCCUGUGCCCAGAUCCUCACACUGUGGACUGCAGUGGCCGCGGGCUGACCCGUCUACCCGAUGAGAUCCCCUUGGAUGUGCGCAGGCUUUUGCUGGCUGACAACUGGAUACCCCGCAUCCCCUCGGACUUCCUGGUUCUGUACAGUGACUUGGUCUACCUGGACCUCCGAAACAACUCCCUAUCCCACAUAGAACCGGGGACUCUCAGCACCUCCUCCAGGCUGGUCUUCCUGGACCUGGGCAGCAACAAUUUGACUGAAAUCCCUAAGGGGACAUUUGGGGAGUCCCGGAGCCUGAUCAAACUACGCCUUGGCAACAACCCAUAUCUGAGCAUGGUGAAUGAGGAUGCUUUCCUGGGCCUCACCUCUCUAAGAGAACUGGAACUGGAGCGUAACGCCCUGUCCACCCUAAAGGUGGGGGCACUGAGUCAGUUGCCCUCCUUGCGGGUGGUGAGGCUAGAGGGCAACCCCUGGGUGUGCAACUGCAACUUUGCCAACCUGUUCUCAUGGCUGAUGGAGAACAGUCACAAGCUUCCAAACGGAGUGGAAGGCAUGGAGUGCUCCCUCCCCAUGGAUGGCAGACGCGUGUCCCUGACCCAGCUCUCGAAGGACAGCUUCCGUGAGUGCCAGGCCACCCUGACUCUAACAGACCUGCUCAUCAUCAUUUUCUCUGGCAUCUCAGUGUCUGUUGUGGCCAUCAUGACAAGCUUCUUCCUGGCUUCAACUGUUCAUUGCUUCCAGCGUUGGAGUAAAGGCACCAAGGGGGAUGAGGAAGAGAGUGAGGAAUGAGAAGGAUUUACUUUUCAGGGCCCAUCUGGUCCCGGUACUUCAAACAAUAAGAGGACACCGCAGACAGUGUGUGCUAGAUGUGACAAGUUUUAUGCUGCUUCCUCCUUGGUGAAUAUCCAGGACUGUUUUACGGUAGGAUCUUGCCCUGGUACGGUUGCAGUUGCUUUCUUUGCACAUGGACAUCUAAAAUACGGUAAUAAAGGACAUUCCCAAGGAAUGAGCCAAAGUCCCAAUAAAGAAUUAGUGAGUGUCCUGCUCCACUCGCAAAAUGAUAUUGUAGAGAGUAUUUUUGGCUGAGAGGGCAUCUUUUAUGGCCAUUGGCACUUGACUCAAUGUUAUAGGCUUACAUAAAUAAAGUAAGGCUAACCUUUAUAAUGAAAGAGAAAAAGAUUUUUAAAAAGGAAGUGUUGCUGCAGUGCUGUCACAUUAGUCUUACACAAGCCAAUAAAUUCUCAACACAUCCAACCCUGGAGUCUGAAAUAUUGUAAAGUAACAUCAAAGUUAGUGUGACCUUUUCAGAUGACUUUAAAUGAGGAAUUAACUGUGUAGGGCAGAAUACUUGAUCCCAUAAAAAAAGGAUGUCAUCGACCAGUGACCUCAGUACUGCCCAUAACAUGAUAUGCUGGCAUAUCCUGCCAUUUACAAUGUCUUUUUUGGACAGCCUCACUCACUAACAUUCAAAAGUGGUUCACAAGCACCAGUGAAGGCAAAUACUGUUGUUCCUUCUGCAUAUAAAAUUAGACAGUAGCAGACGUGUCAGUCAAAAAAGAAGGAUUUGUAUAAUGGCGAAAUGUUAGGUAGCUGAAGCAGGAUGAGUUUCCAGUGAGUCUACACAUUCUUUCAGCAGUAUAUUUAUUAUAUAAUCGCAAAUUUAUGUACAAAAUAAAAAAAUGUACAGUCAAACAAGCAUAUAAAUCAAGAGAAUAUACUAUACUGUAUUCUCCUUAGAUUGAUAACUGUGAACUGUGUAGAAAGAUAUCCAUAAAUUAUCUACAGUAUAAUCUUGGAAAAUUAGGGCAAAUAUGGUAUUAAAAUAGAGUCUACAUAGAACUAUGUGUCAAAUAAUGCACUUUAAAUGGUGGACCUAAUUUUGGCAAACCCCUAAUUACAACAUGUAGACUGGUUUUGUCUUCAUCUGCCAAAGAUUAGGUUUAGGUGAGGAAUAGAUUGCAUACACAGACUUUAUUGUGGAUGAUGUAUUAUUUAGUAAGGAAGGGAUAGCUCCUUAACAGAAGACAGCACUAUAGCCAAAUCACACUCUGUAUACACAUAUUGUACUUGGUCAUAAAGUUAUGGUCUCCAAAGACUUACAUUUUCUUCUUGUCAGCAUUCUUACUUCGCUUCAUACAUACAGCAGUCUUUAACCUAUAUUAUAACAGGUGGGCCACUUCAUAACAAUCUACUGUAUGAGGGUGGUGGGCAAGUUUCUUGAGGAAUAAAUAGACAUCUGGAUCUCAGAAAUGGAUAACUCACUAAACAAAUAAAUACAUCAUGAAGUCACAGUCAUCUUGUUGUCCUCUUACUAAAGCUCCUCUGAUGUCUUUUAGUAAAGCUACUGAUUUAAUAUCCAGGAAAAGUCACAACUCUUACUGUAUCAACAGCAUUUGCAUUCACA
This is a messenger RNA of Thunnus maccoyii (southern bluefin tuna), 3409 nucleotides long. It is a transcript of the gene lrrc38b, whose product is annotated as leucine rich repeat containing 38b. Lineage: Eukaryota; Metazoa; Chordata; Actinopteri; Scombriformes; Scombridae. Gene Ontology annotation, molecular function: potassium channel activator activity; voltage-gated potassium channel activity; transmembrane transporter binding. The transcript has 2 exons. The record is from RefSeq and is a predicted model, not a curated record. Gene Ontology annotation, cellular component: voltage-gated potassium channel complex. The coding region runs from base 913 to 1794 and encodes 293 amino acids.